Molecule: messenger RNA, 1503 nt
Organism: Prosopis cineraria
Lineage: Eukaryota; Viridiplantae; Streptophyta; Magnoliopsida; Fabales; Fabaceae
Product: ent-kaurenoic acid oxidase 2-like
Exons: 9
Coding region: 1-1470 (489 amino acids)
Biological process (GO): multicellular organism development; sterol metabolic process; brassinosteroid homeostasis
Cellular component (GO): endoplasmic reticulum
Molecular function (GO): iron ion binding; heme binding; ent-kaurenoic acid monooxygenase activity
Source: RefSeq, a predicted model, not a curated record
AUGUUCAAUGUGUGUUUUUUUUUUGGUGCAAUAUUUGGUGGUCUCAUGUUGCUGAGAUGGCUUCUUAAGAAUGUGAAUUGGUGGAUCCAUGAACGUCCAUUAGGCGAUAAGCAGUAUAAUCUACCUCCAGGAGAUAUGGGACUCCCCAUCAUUGGCAAUAUGUGGUCUUUUCUCUUGGCCUUCAAGUCUGGUCGUCCUGAUUCCUAUGUUGGCUCCAUUGUCAACAAAUACGGCAACACUGGAAUAUACAAAGCGUUACUGUUUGGAUUUCCAAGCGUCAUUGUGACAACUCCUGAAGGAUGUAAGAAAGUUUUAAUGGAUGAUGAAAAAUUUGAGCCUGGUUGGCCUGCUUCCACAGUGGAACUCAUGGGAAAGAAAUCAUUCAUUUCAAUCCCUUAUGAAGAACACAAACGUCUAAGGCGUCUGACUUCUGCUUCCAUCAAUGGCAUGGACGCCUUGUCCUUUUACUUGACCAAAAUUGAAGACAUUGCCAUAACUUCUUUGGAGAAAUGGAGUAAGAUGGGAGAGAUUGAGUUUCUCACUGAGCUGCGAAGAUUCACCUUUCGCAUCAUCAUGCAUAUUUUCUUAGGCUCUGAGGGAGACACCGUGAUGCAUAAUCUGGAAAAUGAGUACACAGCCCUAAAUCUUGGGGUUCGAGCUAUGCAAAUUAAUCUUCCUGGAUUUGCAUAUCAUAAGGCCCUCAAGGCUAGGAAGAAACUAGUGUCAGUAUUUCAGAGUGUUGUUGAUCAACGACGAAAGGAAAAGAAGGAAAAUGUUCAUUAUAGAAAAUCCAGGGACAUGAUCGAUGGUCUUAUGAAUGCAGAAGAUGAAAACGGAAACAAAUUGGAUGAUGAACAAGUCAUUGAUACGAUGUUAAUGUAUUUGAAUGCUGGUCAUGAGUCUUCAGGUCAUACUACCAUGUGGGCAACAGUUUACUUGCAGCAACACCCAGAAUGUUUCCAAAAGGCUAAGGCUGAGCAAGAAGAAAUCAUCAGAAGAAGGCCUCCAACACAGACUGGGUUGACACUAAAGGAAAUUCGACAAAUGGAAUAUCUUUCUAAGGUUAUUGAUGAGACCAUGCGUUUGGUAACUUUCUCAUUGACUGUCUUCAGGCAGGCAAAAUCAGAUGUGAAUAUCAAUGGCUACCUUGUUCCAAAAGGAUGGAGAGCUCUUGCUUGGUUCAGGACUAUUCACUAUGAUCCUAAGAUAUAUCCAAAUCCCAUGGAAUUCAAUCCUUCCAGAUGGGAUAAUUUUGUCCCGAAAGCUACAGAGUUUAUGCCGUUUGGAGCAGGAAGCAGACUAUGUCCAGGAAAUGAGCUUGCAAAGCUGGAGAUUAUUGUAUUUCUUCAUCAUUUCCUUCUCAACUACAAGCUUGAACGUUUGAAUCCUAAGAGUCCUGUGAUGUAUCUUCCUCAUACAAGGCCCAUUGAUAACUGCGUGGCGAGGAUUCACAAAGUCUUCGAAGCAUGAUCACUCUUGGAUAGACAAAUAAAUAAAAGCCGC